AGAUGAGUGCGUCAUCUCAACCAAUUGAUUUUUCUCGGCAUCAGUUCUACGGGAAGACUUCGCGAGGCACCAUCCUCGGAACUCACACUGUUGGGCUUGGAUAUGUCGUUGUUAUGUUCGUCCUUCUUUUUUGGUUAGAAAUUUUUGAAGUGAUACCAAUAUUGUUUACGGACUCUGUCGGGCUGCUGGCGACAAAUUUAAUACUUUUUAUCUACAUUAUGAUCAAUGCUGUUGGAAACUAUUUCUACGUAGUAACGACUGACACAUCUCAUAAAAGGGUGGAGAAAUUCAGCGAGGGGCGCGAUGGAGAUUUCUAUUGCCAAUCGUGCGAACAAAAUUCGCCUCCAAGGUCACAUCAUUGUUCGUUUUGUGACAGGUGUAUAGUUAGGCGUGACCAUCAUUGCUUCUUUGCGGCAGCCUGCAUUGGUCACGCAAAUGCGCGUUUCUUUGUCGUAUUUAAUUUUUUCGCAUUCGUCGGAUCAGCUUAUGUGGCGAUCAUAAACUUAUUUUAUUUACAUCUGAAAAUCGGUCCUUUGAUUCCUCUCAGUUUUGAGGCCAUCUGCAAAGUUGUUCCACUUUUGACAGUCUUUAAAGUAUGGAAUGGAAGUGUCACGUUGUAUUAUUUCUUGGUGGUUGUUGUGACAUGGCUAUGUAUUGUUCAAACUCUGGGUUGUGCCAGCUGUUGCUUCUUUCAACUGACAUUGAUUUUCUCUGGGCAAACAACCUAUGAAUGGCAACAUAAAAAUUUCAUUUACAGCAAAGGUUGGAAGAAAAACUUCUAUGACAUUUGUGGACAAAAGUGGUACCUCUGGUGGUUUUUCCCUAUUUUUCAGUGGCAAAAACUUGCAUCAAGGGAGGAAGAAUAUUAUGCACAGUAUAGUUCUAAAACAUCAAAGUAUGUCUGAGUACAUAAUUAUCAUGAUAAUGGUCAAUCAUUUAUUUUGCUUUCUCAUCCAAGUAUCCACAGAAGUAUCUUACAUACUCGUCUAUGAUAGGCUCAAUAAUCUGCCACUGUUUGGGAAUAUGAGCCCACACUCCCCCCCCUUGAACCAGGGAGGAGCAAAAAGUGGUCAGGAGAGAGCAGCAAAAAUUGAGCUUAAUCUAUGAUUACUCUACAUUUUCUUCAAAGAAGGGGAAGUUCACUUUGAGUAUCACUUGUUCCACUUUAGAUCACCUUGAAGGGCAACCUUGUUGUGGUCAGAUAUUUAGAAGUAACCUCUACCUUUUUCUUUGGCUUAUUUUGCCAAUGCCACACUUCUUGCACUAAAAUUAUCACCAGUCCCUAUUGACUGAGGGUUCAGAGCAGGCAUGCUUGUUUGUAAGGGAUUUCACAAGAAAUGACAACCAACCUGAGUUGAUUUAAGUGUAUAUUGUUCACACUCUUAAUGGUGAUUCAACUUGAACUACAAAUCUAUAAAUCAAUCUAGGCUAUUGUCAAGAAGCCCUUAGCCUUAAAAGAUAUCUCAUGUGGGGGAGCAUGAUACUAUGUUUUCAUGCAUUGUUUAAUAACAUAGACUUAGCUAAUACAAAAUACUAUUCUACAUUACCCCAAUACAAUUCACUAAAUUACUGUGCCAAGUUAAUAACGUACUAUAACAAGAGGGUAAGAGGGGUUUCUGCAUGAUGAGGGGAUAAAGUGAUCAAGGGAUUAAUUUUUGUGGCCUGUGAGAAGAUGAAAUUAACACCCUCAGAACUGUGAAUUUUUGGCAUUUACGGUAAUUAACGAUUUGCAUGUUGUGUGCACAGGACCCCCCCACUCUACCUCCUCUAAAAAUCACACACAGACACACCCGCCCACACCCAUGCACACACACUUGAAAUAAGUAAGGGUAGGAGAAGGGUAUGAGCUGCAAGAGGCUUUAUCCUAGUGAAGAAUCAUUUGGUUUCCUAUUCAGGUUUUAUUUUUAUUUUGUUGCAACAACAGAAAUUAAAUGUGGACUAAAAAAAAAGAAGAAUUGAUGACUGAAAAUAACAAAUGA
Molecule: messenger RNA, 1979 nt
Organism: Pocillopora verrucosa
Lineage: Eukaryota; Metazoa; Cnidaria; Anthozoa; Scleractinia; Pocilloporidae
Product: palmitoyltransferase ZDHHC22
Molecular function (GO): palmitoyltransferase activity
Source: RefSeq, a predicted model, not a curated record